AUGGUGAUUGCGGGCCAUUCAACUGUUCCCGAGGAGAUCACUCGUCUCUGUAAAGACUAUGUGUCUGAAAAGUUAUUCAAUGCCAUGAAAUACGAUAUAAUCCCAAUUGUCUUCGGUUCGGCCAACUAUACGGCAAUACUGCCCCCAAACUCAUACAUCAAUGCCUUGCAAUUCCNAAUUAUUUGAUAUGAUUCGAGUGUCUGUUUUGAUAACAUUGAUCACAAAUUAUAAAUUAU
Messenger RNA from Oppiella nova, 236 nucleotides. The record is from the annotation of a GenBank genome assembly. Lineage: Eukaryota; Metazoa; Arthropoda; Arachnida; Sarcoptiformes; Oppiidae.